Messenger RNA from Scedosporium apiospermum, 360 nucleotides. Its product is annotated as Duf786 family protein. Gene Ontology annotation, cellular component: endoplasmic reticulum; membrane; EMC complex. The record is from RefSeq and is a predicted model, not a curated record. The coding region runs from base 1 to 360 and encodes 119 amino acids. The transcript is spliced from 2 exons. Gene Ontology annotation, biological process: protein folding in endoplasmic reticulum; autophagosome assembly. NCBI's taxonomy places the organism in Eukaryota, Fungi, Ascomycota, Sordariomycetes, Microascales, Microascaceae.
AUGUCUGCCGUCGAGCGAGAAUACCAAAUCUCGCCCAUCGUUACCGAUUCCGUCGUUCACAACACCAAGACCCUCUCCAACUUUCAAAGUCUUACGGCCUCCCUCUUCGGCGUCACAGCUGGCAUCCUCGGCCUCGAAUCCUACUCCGGUUUCCUCUUCUACUUCAUCUUCACUGUCAUCGGCAUUCUAUUCUUCCACAUCUUCCGCAUAGCGCCGAAUGCCCGCGCUGCAGGUCUUUCAUUCUUCGACACCAGCGAGUAUUUCAAGGGCCCUCUUGACUUUUGGACGAGCGGGUUUAUGGCUGGGUUGCCGGGGUAUAUAUUGACGUGGACCUUGUUUUACGGCCUUGUGAGGGCGUGA